AUGGGAGCUGCUGCUGUUCUUUCUGGAGCUUACGCUGUUCUGACUUUGGGAACUUUGUUGUUCUCUCUAGCUACUGUCAGGCCCAAAAAUGAAGUAGAGCAGAAGCAGCUCUGUGCUUUCGGGGAGUAUGUGGCUGAGAUUCUGCCCAAGUAUAUCCAACAAGCACAGGUGACCUGCUUCAAUGAGUUGGAGCUUUUGAUCCAUCCAGAUGGGAUCAUUCCAGUCCUGACCUUCCUUCGCGAUCACACCAAUGCUCAGUUCAAGUCGCUGGCUGACCUGACUGCUGUUGAUGUCCCGUCCCGGCAGAAUCGCUUUGAGAUUGUUUACAAUCUCCUGUCGUUGCGGUUCAACAGUCGGAUCCGUGUGAAGACUUAUACUGACGAGCUGACACCUAUUGAUUCGGCAGUGUCUGUGCAUAAGGCAGCAAACUGGUAUGAAAGAGAGGUUUGGGACAUGUAUGGUGUUUUCUUUGCCAACCAUCCUGACCUAAGGAGAAUUCUCACAGACUAUGGGUUUGAGGGCCACCCUUUCCGGAAGGACUUUCCACUCUCUGGUUAUGUGGAGGUGCGGUAUGAUGAUGAGGUGAAACGGGUGGUGGCAGAACCUGUGGAGCUGUCUCAGGAAUUUCGGAAGUUUGAUCUGAAUAGUCCUUGGGAGACAUUUCCUGCCUAUCGUCCUGCUCCAGAAACCCUGAAAAUAGAAGCAGGAACCAAGAAAGAAGAUGCAAAAUAGUGGCAGAAGGAAGAAGAUGUGUGGAACUAUCCUUUCUGUUCUGCCAUAGUAUUUAUAAUAAUAAAAGGUGAUAUGA
Messenger RNA from Tinamus guttatus (white-throated tinamou), 808 nucleotides. The record is from RefSeq and is a predicted model, not a curated record. NCBI's taxonomy places the organism in Eukaryota, Metazoa, Chordata, Aves, Tinamiformes, Tinamidae.